Molecule: messenger RNA, 805 nt
Organism: Heteronotia binoei (common prickly gecko)
Lineage: Eukaryota; Metazoa; Chordata; Lepidosauria; Squamata; Gekkonidae
Product: claudin-16-like
Exons: 5
Coding region: 17-805 (262 amino acids)
Biological process (GO): cell adhesion; bicellular tight junction assembly
Cellular component (GO): plasma membrane; bicellular tight junction
Molecular function (GO): structural molecule activity
Source: RefSeq, a predicted model, not a curated record
CCUGGCCCCAGAGGAAAUGCAGCGCUUCCUCCAGUAUCUGGGCUGCUUCUUUGCUUUCUUCUCUGCCGGGUUCCUGAUUGCAGCCACCUGGACAGACUGCUGGAUGGUGAACACCGAUGACUCCCUGGAGGUGAGUGCCACGUGCCGCGGUCUGUGGUGGGAAUGUGUCACCAAUGCUUUUGACGGGAUCACCACCUGUGAUGAAUACGACUCCAUCUUUGCUGAGCACCCAGUGAAGCUGGUGCUGACCCGGGCGAUGCUGAUCACCGCUGACCUGCUGGCCGGCCUGGCCUUCCCCUUCCUCCUCCUGGGCCUCGACUGCGUGAAAUUCCUGACAGAGGAGCCCCAGAUCAAGACUCGCAUCUGCUUCAUCUCGGGGUUAAUGCUGGUCACUGGAGGCGUCCCUGGCCUCGUGGGUUCUGUCUGGUACGCCAUUGGCGUCUACGUGGAACGCUCCACCCUGGUUCUGCACAACGUCUUUGUGGGCAUCCAGUAUAAAUUCGGCUGGUCCUGCUGGCUGGGCCUUAGCGGUGCUCUGGGCUGCUUCUUAUCUGGGGCUUUGCUAACCUGCUGCAUGCAGCUCUUCAGAGACCCCCACCGCCAAAAUGUAUGCGAUGGACACCCGAGUGUGAAGCGGAUGAGAGCCAGCAUCUCCUUGGCUCCUCUGUCUGUCCUACCCACGGAUCUGGCCCACGGGACGGAGGAGGAGGAGAAGACUCAGAGGCUGUGGUUCAUCUCUGCAGACUUUGGGGGCUUCCACAAAUUAUCUUCAGAGCAUCAUCUCACUAAAGAACACUGGCUUUAA